Metarhizium album ARSEF 1941 is the source of this 2025-nucleotide messenger RNA. RefSeq names its product Endopolyphosphatase. Gene Ontology annotation, molecular function: exopolyphosphatase activity; endopolyphosphatase activity. Bases 1 to 2025 code for a protein of 674 amino acids. NCBI's taxonomy places the organism in Eukaryota, Fungi, Ascomycota, Sordariomycetes, Hypocreales, Clavicipitaceae. The record is from RefSeq and is a predicted model, not a curated record. The transcript has a single exon. Gene Ontology annotation, cellular component: membrane; fungal-type vacuole. Gene Ontology annotation, biological process: polyphosphate catabolic process.
AUGCCUCGUCCAGCCUUUUGGCUGCAGGUUCAGACAUUUCUGGCACUGGGCUAUGGCGUCAUUUCGUCGCCGAUUUUGGACGACUCGUCCCAAAAGGUGUUUCCGCAUGAAAAGUUGCAAUCGCGCAAGCUGCACGGUCGGUUCCUGCAUAUAACAGGUUUGUUCCCGCUCCACCCCCUGAGGGCCAAUAUUGCCUUUCUUGGCCACCAGCAUUUACUCACAAGACAUUCAGAUUUGCACCCUGAUGAGUUCUACAAGCCUCACACAUCUACCGAAGAUGGUAUCGCGUGCCAUCGGGGCCGUGGCAUGGCAGGAACCUAUGGAGCAGAAAAGACAGAUUGCGACUCGCCAUUCUCCCUUGUAGACGCUACCUUACAAUGGAUACAGGAGAAUAUCAAGAACGACAUUGACUUUGUAAUAUGGACGGGCGACUCGGCGCGACACGACAGCGAUGAGGCGCAUCCUCGGACAAACAAGGCUGUUCUCGAUAGCAACAAGCUCGUUACUGAUAAAAUCAUAAAGACUUUCAGCUCGUCCAAGGGGAAACUCGACGUUCCCAUAAUACCAACGUUUGGAAAUAAUGACUUCCUCCCCCACAACAUCAUGUAUCCCGGCCCCAAUCAAUGGUUCGCAGCCUACGGGGAGAUUUGGAAUCGAUUCAUCCCGGAGGAGCAGCGUCAUUCAUUCCAAUUCGGCGGCUGGUUUCAUGUUGACGUCAUCCCCGGGAAGCUUACCGUCUUCAGUCUCAACACAAUGUACUUUUUUGACCGUAAUGCUGCUGUGGAUGGUUGCGCACUACCGUCCGAGCCCGGGUACAAGCACAUGGAAUGGCUGCGCGUGCAAUUGGAUCUUGUGCGACGGACUGGCGCCAAGGCCAUACUCAUGGGCCACGUUCCACCCGCGAGAACCAACAGCAAGCAGAAUUGGGACGAAAGUUGCUGGCAGCGAUAUACCCUAUGGCUUCAAAAGUACCGCGACGUGGUGGUCGCCUCGCUAUUUGGCCAUAUGAAUAUUGAUCAUUUCCUUCUAAGCGACACAAAGAAUAUCGACUUGAAUGUGGCAACGGACACGGCUUCGACGGCACGCAGUGUCAAGCGAGAUUCAAUCGACGAGUCUGAUUUUUCAGUCCUAGGGAAAGACGGCUAUCUCCAAGAGCUACGGGACAUUUGGGGAGAUAUUCCUGGUUCGGCUACUAAGGUAUUUGAUGAGGAAGAGAGCCUUUCCGAGGUUGACACCGAAAAGAGAAAGAAGAAAAAGCACAGGAAGAAAAAGGAGGGUUUCAAGAAGAUUGGAGGAAAGUAUGCCGAACGAUAUCAACUUUCUUUCAUCAGUCCCAGUGUGGUACCCAACUACUUUCCAACCAUACGAGUAUUCGAAUACAAUGUGACUGGGCUGGAAAAUGUAGCUGUUUGGGAGGACAAGCGUGCAAUUGAGAACGCACAGUCGACUGAAAAUUUGGAGCUGCGAUCUGUUGGCAUUGGAAAGAGAGGGAAGGGGAAGCAAAAGCCCAAGGAUCCGAACUUGAUCAUCCCAGACGACCCUCCCAAAGCAGCGCUACCUGGGCCAGCCUACUACCCACAACAGUUUACCUUGACAGGGUACACUCAAUAUUAUGCCAACCUCACUCACAUCAACAACGAUGAGACUGGUCUGGACGAGGUUGAAGGAUCAAAAUGGCGUGAUGGCAACCACGGUGACAAGAAACCGACACGCAAGCCAGCCCAACCACGCAAAUUCCAAUUCGAGGUCGAAUAUAGCACAUUUGAUGAAAAACGGUUCAGACUCAAAGACUUGACCGUCCGAAGUUAUCUGCACCUGGCAUACCGCAUGAGCCAGCGCAGCAAAAAAAACAAUGGCAUUACAGAAGAGGAGGACGGCGUUGGGGACAUAGGCGUGGAUAAGAAGAAGAACAAGAAGAAGAGAAAGAAGAAGCACAAGAACAAGGAGACGAACAAAACCUGGCUUCGUUGGCUCAACUUUGCAUUUGUUUCUGCCAUUCCAGAAGAGGAUUUGGAGCAGAUUUAG